CUUCAACCCCUUGAAAUUACUUCUCCGCUUUAGAGUUUUACCUGCUCGCGGCACGGCAAGGAAACCUCCAUGGAUAUCCAAGACAGUUCGAUUCCGAAACCAUCGCCAGGUAACAAAGAGGUUCGAAUAGACUUGAGUUCAAUGGACAUGGCAACUGAUCAAGCUUGCCAAGACAGUUGCAAAACAACCAGAGAAUUUCACGAAGAAGGGAGUUCACAAGGCAUGGCAACUAAUAAAGCUUCCCAAGACGGUUGCAAAACAACCAGAGACUACAACGAGGAGAGCAACCCAAUGGCGCUGCAACCGAGUGAAAUACAAGGAGAUUCGAAUCCUGUAGAACCACCACCAGAUUGCAAUGAGGAGAGCAACCCAAUGGCGCCGCAUCAAAGUGAAAUACAAGGAAAUUUGAAUCCACCAGAGUUUCGCAUAGACUUGAGUUCAUUAGACAUGGCAACUGAUCAAGCUUGCCAAGACAAUCGUAAAACCAGAGAGGUGCACGAAGAAGGAAGUUUUGAAGACCGGUCAACUCUUCUUUUAGAAGACUAUGAGAUGUGGAAGAAGCAAAGGUCCAGCAAGUUUAAAUCUAAAGUCUCGCCGAAAGCGGUGGUCAAUAAAGACUAUCGAUUAUGGUUUCAAGCCGCAGUGAAAGGUGAUUGGAAAGAAAUCGAGAUGAUCCUCAAUAAAAACCGCACAGCAAUGAUAACCGGCGUUAUGAAAAUAGAAAGUGAUGACUUAACUAUGCUCGAUGUUGCGAUUAUGGCCGCACAAGAUCAGUUGGUCGAGAAGUUGGUCAAGCACUUCCCUCCAAAAUGUGAAGAUCUCGAUCCUAAGAGAGUCCUCGGCUAUGCUGCUCGGGGAGGAAGAGUAAGGAUGGUAAAGGCAUUAGUAGACAAAUUUGAUCCCGAACCUACAAUUAUUUACAAAGCCCUAAAGUCUGCUAAUGAACAUGCUCCUGAUCGUAAGGAGGUUAUAUGGUACCUGGCCAGGAGGCUAAAAUGUACCCCGAAGGACAAAAUCAUCCGCAGACUUAUGUUUUCCGGCCAUAUGGACAUAUGCCUAUAUUUAGCUCGCAAAUACCCCGGCUCAUUGAAUUUCGAAGACACCGAAGGCGUGAUGUUUUUGCAAUUCUUGGCAUUAAUGAGUGGUUACUUCCGUAGUGGAGCUGGACUCAAUUUUUGGGAAAAGCUUAUUUACAAAUUUAUCCCUCUAUACGUGGUCGACACAUUAUUUGACAACUCCAAGAACACGAAGAUAGCUCAAGUACUUAACAGGAUCGAGACAUCACUCUGGAAUUUUGCCACAAUACCAGCACCUUUCAUCAAAAGGAUUGGAGAAUUGAAGUUUAAGCACAAUUGCUCGCUUCACUUGGCAGAACUAUUUCUUAUCGAGAUGAAGAAAAAAUUUGAUGAUUGUGAAAUCCUCGGGAUUCUAUUGACUUCAGAUGUUCUCCUUGACGCUGCAUCUCGUGGAGUCUUUGAAAUUCUGGAUUUAUGUCUCAAAUAUUAUCCGGAGUUGUUGUGGAAUAACAAUUUUGAAGAAAAACUGUACAAAGAAAUUUUGGAGGGACGGCACGUUGAUUUGUAUAGACUACUGCGCGGACAGAACCCCGUUCAAUGUUUCGUUGACACAGAUAAUUCGACGAGAAUCGCCCAAUGGAACGCUCUGACCAAAUGGUCACCAAGAUGUGUAUCCCCAGACGUUUCUGGAGCAGCUUUUCUUCUGCAGAGGGAACUUCACUGGUUUCAAACACGGGGUAUGGGCGCCACUGUUUCUAAAUGGCUGAAAUUUCAACCGCAUAAAAGAACAUUAUGGGAAAUUUUUGUAAAAGAACGGAAAGAGUUGUUCGAGGAGGCACAGCAAUGGAUGAAGUAUACAUCGUCAUCUUGUAGUCUCGUGGCGACUCUCAUCAUUACGGUAGCUUUUGCUGCAGCUUUUACAGUACCCGGAGGCAACAUUGACAGUAUGGGGAUCCCAAUAUUUCUUAACAAGGGCUCAUUUAUGGUAUUUAUGGUUGCAGACAGUUUCGCUCUCUUGUCCUCUGUCACUGCCACCUUGAUGUUCUUGACUAUCCUAACUUCACGCUACACAAUCGAAGAUUUCCUCCACUCACUACCGAGAAAAAUGGUAAUGGGCCUCACUUUUCUCAUCCUCUCUUUGGCCUCUAUGCUGGUAGCGUUCAGCUCUGCUCUUACUAUCAUCUUGAGCGAACGAUUCAAGUGGAUUUAUAUCCCAAUUACUUUGUUAACUGCCUUCCCUAUUGUAUUGUUUGCAAUCCUACAGCUUCCCUUGUAUUUUGAAAUGGUCGAAUCCACUUAUUGGCCUCGUCUCGGCCGUCCCCUGAAGGUUUAUAAGUGAUCUCUAUUAUUAUUGGACAAGGACAUGUGAUGUAAUCUUUCUUUGUACUUGUUACUGUGUGUGAAGUGUGAAUAGCAUGGACUGUACUAAUGUUUUAUGACACUGGAAGCGUGACAUUAGCGAAAGUAUAAUAUAGGCUGCCAAGUGUAAACAUUGUCUCAAUGUUUUAUUUGUGUACUUCAUUGCUCA
Molecule: messenger RNA, 2544 nt
Organism: Eucalyptus grandis
Lineage: Eukaryota; Viridiplantae; Streptophyta; Magnoliopsida; Myrtales; Myrtaceae
Exons: 13
Coding region: 70-2355 (761 amino acids)
Source: RefSeq, a predicted model, not a curated record